Messenger RNA from Penicillium verhagenii, 1557 nucleotides. Its product is annotated as U4/U6-U5 snRNP complex subunit PRP31. Gene Ontology annotation, cellular component: U4/U6 x U5 tri-snRNP complex; U4 snRNP; precatalytic spliceosome. The transcript has a single exon. Lineage: Eukaryota; Fungi; Ascomycota; Eurotiomycetes; Eurotiales; Aspergillaceae. The record is from RefSeq and is a predicted model, not a curated record. Bases 1 to 1557 code for a protein of 518 amino acids. Gene Ontology annotation, biological process: mRNA splicing, via spliceosome; spliceosomal tri-snRNP complex assembly.
AUGUCGACCGCGGAGGAACUCAUGCGCGAUUUCGAGGACGAUGAUGAAGAUUUCCAACAAGAUGAGGAUCUCGAAUUAGAGCAGGAAGAUGAGCAAGAGGCUCCCAAAGAAGGCGGCGAGGUCACCAACGAGUUCGACCGCUCAAUUACAACCGGUGAUGAACUCACCCGACUACACAAAGUGCUGCGCGAUCACUACUCUAUCCGAUUCCCUGAACUCGAAACUCUUGUCACAAGCCCUAUCAAAUACGCGAAAACCGUCGCUAUCCUCAAAAAUGGCCCGCUUGACGACAUCAAGGCCAUCUCUAACUCUACGGACAACUUGGUGGGGGAGUCUCUCAAGGGUGUGCUGGAUGGCCCCUCUCUCAUGGUUGUCGCGGUCGAGGGAACGGGCACCCGUGGUCGUGAGAUGACCGAUUCGGAAUUGAAGAUGGUGAUGGAUACAUGCGAGAAGAUUAUUACACUUGAUCGGGAACGUACAGCGCUCACAGAGAGUAUCCGAUCUCGUGUGCACCAGAUUGCCCCCAAUCUAGCGACACUCAUUGGAGCUCAAACUGCCGCCCAGUUCCUCAACCAGACCGGUGGAUUACUAGACCUAGCGAAAAUCCCGGCUUGCAACCUGGGUGCACAGGGUUCUAGGAGACAAGAUGGAUUGGGUUUCGCUACGAACCAUGGCGUGCGGUCACAAGGCUUCCUGUACGACUCGCCACUUAUUCAGGAAGUUCCCAAUGACCUGAAAAAGCAAGCCAUCCGAAUCGUAUCCGCCAAGAUGGUUCUCGCAACCCGCGCCGAUGUAUCAAAAUAUGCCAAGGAUGGCUCGCUCGGCGAGGAACUGAAAGAGCAAUGCUUCAAGCGACUGGAGAAACUGACUGAGCCUGCCCCUAACGCUUCAACCAAGGCCCUUCCAGCCCCAGAUGAUAAGCCAUCCCGGAAGCGUGGUGGUCGACGUGCACGAAAGGCCAAGGAGGCUAUCGCUAUGACUGAGAUGCGCAAGGCCCAGAACCGGGUUGCCUUCGGCAAGGAGGAGUCAGAGGUCGGAUACGGUACAGGCGAAGGCACUGUCGGUCUGGGUAUGCUGGGCCAAAAGGAAGAUGGCCGCAUUCGUGCUACACAGAUCGACCAGCGCACCCGAGCCAAACUCAGCAAGAACAACAAGGGCUGGGGUGGCUCCACCCCGGCCGGUGGUACCGCCUCCUCUUUGCGUGGCUUUGGUCAGGGCGGCAUGAGUGGCACUGCCAGUGUUCUUCAAUCCAAGGGCCUCCGCAGCUCGGGUGUUGGAACUUCCUUGGGUGGCGGCUCAGCUGGUACCGCUAGUACCAUUGCAUUCACACCUGUGCAGGGUCUCGAGCUCGUUGAUCCUAAGGUGCAAGCCGAACUCAGUCGCAAGCGCAAGGCUGAAGAAGACCGUUGGUUCAACUCUGGCACAUUCACGCAGGUUGGCGGCAGCCAGAGCAGCACCCAACCCAAGGAAAAGGAUGGGUUCAAGGUUCCAGCUCUGCCGCUCAAGAAAAAAGUGGAUACUGGAGAGGGCAAGAUGGGCCCACCUGCUAGGCCAUAA